GACGGGCGUUCGUACUGUGUUCAAAAAUGAAUUUUGAACAUGAAAUAAUUUUAUUUUUAUACGUUUUGAGUAUUUUGAGUUCUGUAACUUGUGACCUGCAGCUCCCUGAAGGUUCCUCAUGUGUCACAAAAGGACUCACAGGCACUUGUGUGAAUAUAUUCAAGUGCAAUUCAGCUGCUCUGUCCUACUUAUUUGCAAACGCGGGCUACGAUGUUGUAGAGUACGAGAUUCCUGAACUGCCUGAAAUCUGUUCUUAUAGGGACAAUGAACCAGUCGUGUGCUGCACCGACUGCGAGAUUGGAGAGGAGAAAUAUCGCAACACAGCCGUAGGCCCAUCUGGAGGUCUGGUGCACACAGAACAUUCGGUUGCUAAAGAGAAAUGCUACGAAUACUUCCAAAGGCUUCCAUUCAAGUGCCGUUUUCCUGGCUACUUCACGUUAACUAAGGAAUGGAUUGAACACCUGAAAUGCCAUAAUUAUACUUUAGGUACAAAAUACGUGGGUUUCACUACAGGGGGACGGAAUGCAGAACGAUGGGAGUUUCCACACGUGGCUUUGAUCGGAUAUGGGAACGACGUGGAUUCUGCGCAGUGGUUAUGUGGAGGCUCUGUCAUCAGCGAGAGGUACAUCCUCACUGCUGCACACUGCACUUCGACUAGAGUGCUGGGCAAAAUAUCGUUCGCUGCCCUCGGCUUGCUAAGACGUUCUGACCCCAAGGAAUAUUGGAAGAUAUACAGAAUUAAGAAAAUCAUCGUCCACCCGCAAUACAAAGCACCUUCCAAGUACCACGAUAUUGCACUUCUCGAGACAGAAACUGAGAUAGCAUUCGGAAAUGACUUAUUACCAGCUUGCCUAGACACUGGUACCCAGUGGAAAGUGGUGGCUGGUGCAUCCGGAUGGGGGCGUCUCGGACACAGACAAGCUUUAGCUGAUACCCUGCAAGUGGUGGAUUUAGAAGAGUUCAAUGAAACGGAAUGUUCUUCCAUAUUUCCACCUCACAGACACCUGAACCGUGGCUAUGACCACAAUACCCAGAUGUGCUAUGGAUCCAAAUUUGAAGUUGUGGAUACCUGCGAGGGGGACAGUGGUGGCCCGCUCCAAGGUCACUCCUCCAAGUGCCUCUACACCAUCGUGGGAGUGACAUCAUACGGCAAGGACUGUGGCAUCCUGGGCUCAGCAGGCAUGUACACCAGAGUCUCCCACUAUGUACCCUGGAUUGAGAGCAUCGUCUGGCCCGAAGAAACUGAAGCCAGAAGGAAUAGGGUGCAACAAUUAUUCAACUGACUUUUUGUACCAUGGAGAACAAAAUGACUAGUGGAGAUGCCAUAACGAAUAAUCUUCUGAGAAAGUAGCGCGCCAAAAUGCGGGUUAGCGGGGUACUAGGAACGUUACUGUCUCCGACCUUAUACGCCUUCUUUGGACCCGACCUUUUUUUUGUAAUACUUACCAAAAAUCGUUGAUGUCUUGACUUAAGGAGCCCGAAGGCCUUGUUGGUUCACGUGUAAUUGGACGUUUUGAUCCUGCCCACCAGACGUAUUUGACCGAGAAGAAGGCGCCUGAACUAACUGCGUUAUGGCAUCUCCGCUCAUCUUUCCUUCCUCCGUGCUUUAUAUAUAUUUAUACCUACCCUUCAGAUUAUUAACGAUCAGUUUAGAUAUUAGAUGGCGAAGUAGUCAGUGUGUCUGGCUGUCACGCUGGAAGGACGUGGGUUCUAUUCCUGCAUAAGUCAAAUAUGACUCGAGUGUUUUAGUCUAGAUAUUUUUUGUACAUGUAAAGUAUGUAUUAAAGAAACAUUUAUA
Molecule: messenger RNA, 1798 nt
Organism: Helicoverpa zea (corn earworm)
Lineage: Eukaryota; Metazoa; Arthropoda; Insecta; Lepidoptera; Noctuidae
Product: serine protease snake-like
Exons: 11
Coding region: 27-1283 (418 amino acids)
Biological process (GO): proteolysis
Molecular function (GO): serine-type endopeptidase activity
Source: RefSeq, a predicted model, not a curated record